This is a messenger RNA of Aspergillus candidus, 2459 nucleotides long. RefSeq names its product SSH4 family protein. Gene Ontology annotation, molecular function: protein binding. The coding region runs from base 222 to 1739 and encodes 505 amino acids. The transcript has 3 exons. NCBI's taxonomy places the organism in Eukaryota, Fungi, Ascomycota, Eurotiomycetes, Eurotiales, Aspergillaceae. The record is from RefSeq and is a predicted model, not a curated record.
CUCCUCUGUCUCUUCUCUCUUUCUGUCUUUCUCAUUUCUCAUUCUCUCGCCCAACCGGUACCUCCCUCAUACUUUUCAUCCAAUCCAACCUCAUCCCUCCCACUCCGUUUCCCCGUUGAGGUGUUCCUGUCUUUUUGGAUCUCCCCCCCGCCGCCUUUCUCCCUCCCCCUUCGUACUCGGUCAAUCCCGUCUCAUCCUUAUCGACGUCAGGUCAAUGAACGAUGCGGGGAUCUGAGGCAUCGGGGCCUGGUGCUCUGAUGGGCGCUCCGUCAACCCUCACCACCUCCGUCCGAUCGACUAUCUCCUCCAUUCAUCCGACAGCCGAUCCCGAAGUGGUCGCGUCCAAUAUUCAAAAUGUCCUGCUCUCCGUGUCCUCGAACUCGAAUGGCGGUCCCGUCGCCGUCGGUAGCACCCCAUCCGGGUCCACCGGGAAGGGUAUCUUGAUCGGCGUCCUAUCCGCCUUUGGAUCCGCCCUCGUCGCGGUAUUGGUGCUGGCCAUCUUCUUCUUUUUCAAAUACACACAGCGCGGCCGCAUCUUCCUCGACAGUAUCGGCCGCCCCGGUGAAUAUGAUGAUGAGCAGGCGUUUGCGCGCGAGGAGGAGGAGGCUCUGGAAGCCAUGGACGAUCUGUCGCGGUCGGAGUAUUUGAGGGCGAAAGCCUUUACCGAAGCCAAUCCCCCCGAGUCGGUGCAGACCGACAUCUCGCUUUCGCAGUUCCUUGCGAUCCAAGAAAAAGGCGUGUCCGCCUGGGAAUUCCAACCGGAGUUGGAGAUCGCCAAUUGUUUCGUCGAAGCCCGCACCGAAGUCGAAUUCUUCGACUCGGAGUGUAGCGUCCAGACCAACCUUCCGGUUCCGAAGCAGAAUGAUGUCUACUACUGGGAGGCGAAGAUCUUUGAUAAGCCGGACAACACCCUUAUCAGUAUCGGCAUGUCCACCAAACCGUACCCUUUGUUUAGAUUACCAGGCUUCCACAAAUCCUCCGUGGCAUAUCAAUCGACAGGACACCGUCGCUACAACCAACCCUUCACCCCAACCCCGUAUGGCCCUCAGCUGCUUCAAGGUGAUGUGGUCGGCGUGGGAUACCGCCCCCGUUCGGGAACCAUCUUCUUCACUCGCAACGGGAAGAAGCUGGAGGAGGUGGUCCACGGUCAGAAAGCGCAGAACUACUUCCCUACCAUCGGGGCGAAUGGGCCCUGCGCGGUCCAUGUGAACUUCGGUCAGAUGGGAUUUGUGUUCAUCGAAGGGAACGUGAAAAAGUGGGGCCUCGCACCGAUGACAGGAAGCCUGGCUCCUCCGCCACCGUAUGGCAGUGAACAGGGCAGCAUUCUGCUUGAGUCUGGUCGAGAAAGCGCCGCGCAAAUCUCCCAGCGAGUAUAUCAGAACGCCAACUACGCGCGCACCAAUUCGACCGUCCGGAUACCCCCGUCGCACAGUCCCGGUCCCGUGCGUUCUCCCACCGACAUCUCCCUUACACAACUGGCCCAUGUCCCCUCCAAUGAGGAUGUUGGCGAAGGCUCGAGCCGUACUGGCGAAGACGAAGACCACCAGCACCCACCACUGGACCCAGACGAUAUCGACCAAAUCCCACCACCCGAGUAUUCAAGCCCCGACGGCAGUCUGCGGGGCAGCCAUGACGAGGAGCAUCCGCCAAUACCCAGCUAUGAUGCGGCGGUUGGCAAUCACCACGGCCAUCACCACGGCCAUCACCCGCAGCCAGACGACGACCAUCCCAAUAACUGAUUUCAUCUCUCUUUUCCUCUCGCUUUCAUUUCAUUUCCUUUCGGUGUAAUUGGCGGGUUCCUGCAAUGCGUAUACGACAUUUCAGGCCAAUUCAAUCUCCAGGCGUUAUCAUUUCCCCCGGUUAUCGAUUUUAGCGGCCACGGUUUCUGGCGUUUUUCAUGGGAAGGUCGGGUGGGUGUCCUGCGGUGGGAUCGAUCAUGCGGGACAGUGCUACCCGGAUUGUGGCAAUACGGGUUUCCCCUUUUCUAACGUAUAUAUGGAGUGGUACUUUCAUGUCUUGCUUUGCUUUGCUUGGUGGGUGUUACGACUUGUUCGGGAUGGGGUAUUGCUAGGCUGUCUCAGGGUUCAAAGGGACAGACACGACAGGAAGUUAGUGUGUGGAGGUGCAAUUCAACGUAAUUCCCCGCUGGCUGUCACGAUUCGUUCCUUUCGUACCUUAGUACUUGUGCUCGUUUCUCGUCCCUUUUCGUAGAAGAUUGGCUAGUCAUAGCACCUAUCCUGGCUAUUUGUGUGCUUUAACACACGUGUCUCCACGCAUGAUAAUGCAGAAACAGCCUCUGUAUCAAAAUAGCCAUACAUCUCAAGCCAUGGAAUAUGUGGCUAGACCGUUUCUCACACAAUCCCGAUCCAAACCUAAAUACAUACUAAAUCAACGACUCAAGCUCCAACAACCUCGCAAACUCCCCAUCCGCCUUCUCCAGUAACUCCCGCGGAUGCCCC